GCUGUAUCCAGGUGACAAUGGCCGCGUGAGCGUCCGCCAUGGCCCACCGCAAGCGCCAGAGCAUUGCAAGCACGAUGCUGGACCACAGGGCCAGGCCGGGCCCCAUCCCUCCGAGCCAGGAGCCCGAGAACGAGGACACAGAGCUGCCCCUGGAGGAGGGCUACAUGCCGGGCGAUCUUCAGCUGGCCACCUUGCGACCCGAGAGCCCUACCCUGGAGGAGCAGGAAUGCCACAACCACAGCCCCGAUGGGGACUCUAGCUCCGACUAUGUGAACAACACCUCUGAGGAGGAAGACUACGAUGAGGGACUUCCGGAAGAGGAGGAAGGCAUCACCUACUACAUCCGCUACUGCCCGGAGGAUGACAGUUACCUGGAGGGCAUGGACUGUAAUGGGGACGAGUACCUGGCCCGUGGCCCCGUGGACACUGAUGAGUGCCAGGAGGCAGUGGAGGAGUGGACAGACUCGGCGGGUCCACAUCCUCACAGCCACGGGGCUGAGGGUAGCCAGGACUACCCGGGCGGUCACCUGACCAUCCCUGAGGAUGAGCCCUCCAUCUUGGAGGCCCAAGACCAGGAGGAGGACAGCCACCACUUCUGUCCCAGCAAAGAUGGCUACCAGGACUACUACCCUACCGAAGCCAAUGGGAACGCAGGGGGCGCCUCUCCUUACCGCCUAAGGCGUGGGGACAGGGACCUGGAGGACCAGGAAGAGGACAUCGACCAGAUUGUAGCCGAGAUCAAGAUGAGUUUGAGUAUGACCAGCAUCACCAGCGCCAGCGAGGCCAGCCCUGAGCACGCGCCAGAGCCGGGGCCUGGGGACUCCACAGAGGCCUGUCCGCCUGACGAGGCCUCCCUAGGACCCAGCAGGCAUGAGGCCAGGCCCAAGUCGCUAAACCUCCCUGCUGAGGCCAAGCAUCCUGGAGACCCCCAGAGGGGGUUCAAGACCAAGAGCAGGACUCCAGAGGAGAGGCCAAAAUGGCCCCAAGAGCAGGUUUGCAAUGGUUUAGAACAGCCGAGGAAGCAACAGCGCUCGGAUCUCAAUGGACCCAUCGAGAAUAACAAUAUCCCUGAGACGAAGAAGGUGGCGUCAUUCCCAAGUUUUGUGGCUGUUCCAGGGCCCUGCGAACCGGAAGACCUCAUCGAUGGAAUCAUCUUUGCUGCCAACUACCUGGGGUCCACCCAGCUGCUGUCUGAACGCAACCCAUCCAAAAACAUCAGGAUGAUGCAGGCGCAGGAGGCCGUGAGCAGGGUCAAGAGGAUGCAAAAGGCUGCUAAGAUCAAGAAAAAAGCGAAUUCCGAGGGGGGCACCCAGACACUGACAGAAGUGGACCUCUUCAUCUCCACCCAGAGGAUCAAAGUCUUAAAUGCCGACACACAGGAAACCAUGAUGGACCACGCCUUGCGUACCAUCUCCUACAUCGCCGACAUUGGGAACAUCGUGGUUCUGAUGGCCAGACGCCGCAUGCCCCGCUCAGCCUCCCAAGACUGCAUUGAGACCACGCCUGGGGCGCAGGAGGGGAAGAAGCAGUAUAAGAUGAUCUGCCAUGUGUUCGAGUCAGAGGACGCUCAGCUCAUCGCCCAGUCCAUCGGACAGGCCUUCAGCGUGGCCUACCAGGAGUUCCUGCGGGCCAACGGCAUCAACCCCGAGGACCUGAGCCAGAAGGAGUACAGUGACAUCAUCAACACGCAGGAGAUGUACAAUGAUGACCUCAUCCACUUCUCCAACUCCGAGAACUGCAAGGAGCUGCAGCUGGAGAAGCACAAGGGUGAGAUUCUGGGCGUGGUGGUGGUGGAGUCGGGCUGGGGCUCCAUCCUGCCCACCGUGAUUCUGGCGAACAUGAUGAACGGCGGCCCGGCAGCCCGCUCGGGGAAGCUGAGCAUCGGAGACCAGAUCAUGUCCAUCAACGGCACCAGCCUGGUGGGGCUGCCCCUCGCCACCUGCCAGGGUAUCAUCAAGGGCCUGAAGAACCAGACGCAGGUGAGACUCAACAUUGUCAGCUGUCCCCCAGUCACCACGGUCCUCAUCAAACGGCCGGAUCUCAAGUACCAGCUGGGCUUCAGUGUGCAGAACGGCAUCAUCUGCAGUCUCAUGAGAGGGGGCAUCGCCGAGCGAGGGGGUGUCCGCGUCGGCCACCGGAUCAUCGAGAUCAACGGGCAGAGCGUGGUGGCCACAGCCCACGAGAAGAUAGUCCAGGCUCUCUCUAACUCUGUGGGGGAGAUUCACAUGAAGACCAUGCCUGCCGCCAUGUUCAGGCUCCUCACGGGCCAGGAGACCCCGCUGUACAUCUAGGCCCAUCCCAGCCUCUGCCACAGAGCCCAGGGACACCCGGCCAGGCCAAGCUGGGCGCAGAGGAGCCGGAAGCCAAGGACACAGCCCUGAACCCUGACCCCAUAGCCUGCCCAAGGACACUGGCUCCCCCGAAGGACGUGAACCUUAACUAUCCAGUUCUUUU
Messenger RNA from Dipodomys ordii (Ord's kangaroo rat), 2454 nucleotides. RefSeq names its product amyloid beta (A4) precursor protein-binding, family A, member 2 (gene Apba2). The coding region runs from base 39 to 2291 and encodes 750 amino acids. Gene Ontology annotation, biological process: chemical synaptic transmission. The record is from RefSeq and is a predicted model, not a curated record. Gene Ontology annotation, cellular component: cytoplasm; dendritic spine; plasma membrane. Gene Ontology annotation, molecular function: protein binding; amyloid-beta binding. Lineage: Eukaryota; Metazoa; Chordata; Mammalia; Rodentia; Heteromyidae. The transcript has 12 exons.